GCACUUCGGGACGCAGGAUGAAACCACUUGGCUCAUGUGAUCGCUGAUGGACCGGGGAGAACGACCGGCGGCUGGGACGGGCCCGCCCCGCGACGCGCUCCGGUGAUUGGAGAUCGGGAGUUUGACAAGCUUGUUAAUUCCGCCCAUCAACACGACACGCCUCCUCUCUGCCUCACGAGCAUGUCUGGAAACUACAAAUGGGGAGUGAAGAGUUAGAAAAGUUGUGCGGAUGAGCUGUUUCUCAUCUCCAAGGAGCAGAGGACACCGGGAGGAACUGUUCAUGACUUAAUGGCGGAGGAACUACUGAUAGAAGACGAUGGGAAGCCCUCCACGCACCUUACGAAGCCUCUGCUGGCGGUGGCUUUCUUGGCGUCGUUUGGUAGCUCCAUGCUCUACGGCUUCAAUCUGGCGGUGGUCAACUCUCCUGCACAGUACAUCAAACAGUUCUACAAUGAGACGCUGGUAGAAAGUUACGGCUGGAGUCCGGAUGAGGAGCUCCUCACCGUCCUGUACUCCCUCACCGUGUCCAUCUUUGCUAUCGGUGGGAUGACCGGGGCCCUGCUGGUGGGCAGACUGGUAACCAAAUAUGGAAGGAAAGGGACGCUGGUGAGAUCCACGGUGCUGGUGUUUAUAGGAGGAGCUCUUAUGGGCUUCAGCCGAGAAUGCAGAAUGCCUGCGAUGGUCAUUUGCGGACGUUUCAUAACAGGAGUACACUCAGGUAUCUCUCUAAGUGUGGUCCCCAUGUACCUCGGUGAGAUCGCCCCUAAGAACCUGCGAGGCUUCCUGGGUCUCGUCCCCAGUAUUCACAUUUGUCUCGGAGUCUUCACGGCUCAGGUCCUGGGACUCCAUGAGCUGCUGGGAAAGGAGGAGCACUGGCCUCUGCUCCUGUCUCUGGUGGUGUUUCCUACCACGGUCCAGCUGAUGCUGUUGCCAUGGUUUCCUGAGAGCCCACGGUACCUGUUGAUAGAGAAGGGAAAUAUUCACGCCACCAUCGCAGCCCUGAAGUGGUACCGUCCCAAAGGAAACAUCCAGGCGGAGGUUGAUGAAAUGCAGGAGGAGCAGCGCUCCCUGUCCUCCAUCCAGACCAUCUCCGUCCGCGGCCUGCUCAUGGACCGCUGUGUCCGCUGGCAGGUCAUCACCAUCGUGGUGGUCAACAUCGGCAUGCAGCUGUCUGGCAUCGACGCAAUCUGGUUCUACACAAAUGACAUAUUUAAGAAUGCAGGAAUCCCAGAUCCGCACAUUCAGUACACAACUGUGGGAACCGGAGCCAUCGAGGUCAUCUCUGGGAUGUUGGGGUGUUUCACCAUCGAGCGUCUGGGCAGAAGGCCUCUGAUGAUUGGCGGUUUCCUCUUCAUGAGUCUGUGCUGCGCUGGGAUCACCGUGUCUGUCCUCUUCCAGGCGGAGCUGUCCUUCAUGCGCUACAUCAGUGUGGGCUGUGUUGUUGGGAUCAUUGCUGGUUUCUGCAUCGGUCCAGCUGGUGUGCCUUUCCUGAUCACUGCAGAGCUGUUUAAGCAGUCUCAUCGACCGGCUGCCUACACGGUGGCCGGAUGCCUCAACUGGUUGUCCAACUUCACCAUCGGCUUCCUCUUUCCCUUCCUAGAGAUGACUAUGGGUCCGUACUGUUACCUGCUCUUCUGUGCGAUCUGCUUGGGAGUGGCCCUCUACACCAUCUUCGUCAUUCCAGAGACCAGGAACAAAACCUUUAUGGAGAUCAGCCAAAUGUUCGCCGUCAGGAACAAGAUCCUCAAAGAAGAGCUGACACCCAACGGGCAUCUGAAGUUGGCCAUGAUGAACGGCUAUGGAACUCUUGUCCUCGGUGACAAAUAAGAAAGGACAGAGGAGGUGGACCUGCACUGCAAAAAAGCCAACUUGUAUUUUUUGGCCUAAAACAGUGAUUUAAGUUGGUAAAACUUGGAAAUAUAAAUUAUUGACAUUUAGGGCAAUAAUGUAAGUUAGCACAACAAAGGAAGCCAGUUGUCUGCUCAAAAACAAGUUGGUGAGUUGUUGUUACUUAUAUCUUUAAGUUGGGGUUCACAACAAGGGACAAUAGUUCUGAUAACUCUUAUUUCUUUGUUAUAAAAUUCGGUCAUUAGCGAAAGCUAGCGGCUAACUGAUGCUAGCGGCUAACUGAUG
This is a messenger RNA of Centropristis striata (black sea bass), 2133 nucleotides long. RefSeq names its product solute carrier family 2 member 15b (gene slc2a15b). Gene Ontology annotation, cellular component: membrane. The record is from RefSeq and is a predicted model, not a curated record. The transcript is spliced from 12 exons. Gene Ontology annotation, biological process: monosaccharide transmembrane transport. The coding region runs from base 289 to 1827 and encodes 512 amino acids. NCBI's taxonomy places the organism in Eukaryota, Metazoa, Chordata, Actinopteri, Perciformes, Serranidae. Gene Ontology annotation, molecular function: hexose transmembrane transporter activity.